Zygosaccharomyces rouxii is the source of this 2388-nucleotide messenger RNA. It is a transcript of the gene VPS16, whose product is annotated as tethering complex subunit VPS16. Gene Ontology annotation, biological process: vacuole fusion, non-autophagic; intracellular protein transport; endosomal transport. The record is from RefSeq and is a predicted model, not a curated record. Lineage: Eukaryota; Fungi; Ascomycota; Saccharomycetes; Saccharomycetales; Saccharomycetaceae. Gene Ontology annotation, cellular component: HOPS complex; lysosomal membrane; cytoplasm. Gene Ontology annotation, molecular function: actin binding. The coding region runs from base 1 to 2388 and encodes 795 amino acids. The transcript has a single exon.
AUGAGGAACCCCAGUUUCAAUUGGGAGAAACUAGAUAAAGUAUUCUUUCGCUCUAGAGAGCUUUGUAAUUUAGAAUGGCCUCAACAGGAGCAUGUUGUAUACAGUAUUUCUACUACUCUAGUGGCUAUUGAAUUGGAUGAGACGAUACAGGUUUACAACUAUUUUGGGGAAACGUUGGCUAGUUGGAAUUCAAAGCAAUUUGGUAAAGUACUCAAGAUUGAGUUUGACUUUGAAGACCAUCUCAUAAUCGUUACACCGUCCACCAUAUUCCGUAUUACCAGUUGGUCACCAUUGGAAUAUGAUUCAACUUCUUUGGAUGAAAAUCUACAGGAUUCCAUUUGGGACUAUAAAAAUGGUGCCAUCAUUUUAAAACGUACACAGGAUGUAUACAAACUCAAGGACGGUGCCAUUAAAGAAGUUUGUAGGAAUGAUGGUAGAUUUACCCUAUUGACCAAGGAACACUGGGAUUGCAAUGGUAAGAAAAUAAUUUUACUAGACGUUAACCACACAUUUCAAUUAGAUUUAAGACGUAAAAGCUUGAUCCAAUGGUUAUCGGAUUCACAAUGGCAUAGAUGCGUAAUUUCUAGGGCAAAUAAAGUUAUUCUUUACAAUGCCAAGUUGAACAAAAUACAAGUUUACACAGAUUCCAAGGCACCUCAAUCGGAAUUCGCUGUGCAUGAUAUUCCAUCAGCUAUUAUGUGGUGUGGUAACGAUACAGUGGCAUGCGCAUUUUCAGAUGAAGUUAAACUGUAUGGUUCCAACAACUCUUACAUUGCAUUCUGGUAUCCAAGUGAAAUUAUGGCCUUGAAAACUGAGGUGGAUGGAUUGAAAAUAUUCACCAGUGAAAAAAUACAUUUUAUUUCCAAAAUAGCAGAAUACACUUCUAGUAUUUUCCGUGUGGGAUCCACUGAAUCCGGUGCAAUACUGCUCGAUUCUUUGGACCUUCUAGAGACUCAAACUUCCAGAGCAUUAGAAAACUUGAAUGCAAUUGAUUUGGAAAAAGCAAUUUUUGAUUGUAUGCAUGCUGCACAGGAAGAAUUUUCUCCACAACUACAAAAGAAACUUUUGAAUGCUGCAUCUUUCGGUAAGGCUUCUCUGCCUUACAAGGAAUUUGAUUCUGACAUAUUCGUCAAAGCGUGUGACAAUGUUCGCCUUUUAAACGUUUUAAGAACAAUGGGUAUCUUUGUCACCAAUGAACAAUACAAAUCAAUCACUUUCCAUGGCAUUAUCCAAGGAUUACUUAUGUGCCACAAGUACUAUCAGAGUAUUCUGCUUUGCGAGAACCUAAAGGAACAUAAAGAAUUACUUGAGGUUUUUGCCCAUUGGGCAACUACAAAGAUUAAGGUAUCAUCUGAACUAGAUGAUGAAGAAUUAUCCAAAUUGAUUAAAAAACGUUAUGCGGAAUUACCGAAAGUUGGCCACCCGCCCAUGGCGAGAAUAGCACAUAGCGCAUUUUUGGAAGGAAGAUUUCAACUGGCGAGGGAUCUUGCUCUCCUAGAAUCAUCUCCUGAGCUCAAAGUUUUAGAACUUCUCAAAUUAGAUGAUGAUUCUCUAGCUCUCUCAGAAUGCCUAAAGUUUCAAUGUCCAGAAUUGACAUUAUCAGUUUUGCUUGUCAUGCGCAAGAAGCUCAGUACUGCCCAAUUAGCCAAGUUACUAAUCCUGGACAUGCCACAAGACCAACUUUACCCAUACCUACAAAGGGGGAACCAUGAAUUUUUGUUCGAUUAUUUUAGACAAACGGACAGUUUCAUAGAGCUCGCUCACCUGUUUCUAGCACAGGGCAACAAGGGAGAAUCACUAAGGCCAUUCCUACCUCAAAUUCAAGAACUAUAUGGAAAAGUUUUAAACGAUAAUCUAAUAAAACAAGAUAAAGAGCUUUUGAAAAAAAAUCAUAAGCUGCUAGAUUAUCAAGAUGCAUUGGGCAAUAAGUAUCACCAUAAUUUCGUUGGAUUAACACUUGACCAAACUAUAGCAUCUCUGAUAGAAAUUAAACAAGAGCGUGAUCUGGGUGGAUUAAUAAAGGAAUUUAAAAUAUGUGACAAAAAAUUAUGGCACAUUAAAUGUAAGGCGUUGGUUAAAACUAAAUCAUUUGACGAUUUGUACCAAUUUGCUAUAUCUAAAAAGUCUCCCAUUGGCUACAAACCAUUUUACAACUAUUUGAAAAGAAAUUCUCAUAACAAAGAAGCAUCAACGUACAUCAGUAUGAUAUCUGGCAUAUCAUAUGAAGAGAGAAGACAGAUGUAUUUGGAUUGUAAAAAUUAUCAAAGCGCCAUCGAUUUAGCGGCAAAGGAAAAAGAUAUUCAAGGACUAAAAGAAUUACAUAAACUUAUCCCAAACAACGAGACACGAUUUAGAGCGCUUAUCAUGGAGUUAGUGAACAAAUUAUGA